Messenger RNA from Neohortaea acidophila, 1536 nucleotides. RefSeq lists its product as uncharacterized. The transcript has a single exon. Gene Ontology annotation, biological process: protein folding; protein stabilization. The coding region runs from base 1 to 1536 and encodes 511 amino acids. Gene Ontology annotation, cellular component: cytoplasm. NCBI's taxonomy places the organism in Eukaryota, Fungi, Ascomycota, Dothideomycetes, Mycosphaerellales, Teratosphaeriaceae. Gene Ontology annotation, molecular function: protein-folding chaperone binding; protein kinase binding; heat shock protein binding. The record is from RefSeq and is a predicted model, not a curated record.
AUGCCCGUCGACUACAGCAAAUGGGACGCCCUCGAGCUCAGCGACGACUCGGACAUCGAAGUGCACCCCAACGUCGACAAGCGUUCCUUCAUUCGGGCCAAGCAGAACCAAAUCCACCAGCAGCGUCAGGAGCGGAAGCACCGCAUCACCACGCUCAAAUACGAACAGGUUGUCAAUGACGGUUUACUGGCACGCAUUGAUGCGCUGUUGAAGAGCCUCGAUGAGCACCAGAAGGAUGUAGAGGGCAAGCAGGAGGCGGGCGAUAUUGAUGAAGUGGUCUUUGACGCUUUGACGGAUGUCAAUAGCGAUGGCAGUUUGGGGUCCGACCACCCGCCUAUGCCGCCUGAAGGGGUGCAUACUCAAGAAGAGAGGCCGAGUUAUAGUAAGAUGAUGGGAGCGCUGAUUGAUCAGGUGAAGACGGAGGUGGAUAAAGACAUAUCAGCUGCUGGGCCCACUCGAUAUGCAGCAUAUGUCAAAGAAGUAGGAGGACAUAAGACCAAAGUGCAGGGCUUGCAGAGGGAUCUAAAAGUGGAACUCGCCAAGUUGGAGAAGGAGGAGGGCAGCAAGAUCACGUCGGAGUCAAUACAAACGGGCUUCAACAGCUCGCACGUCGCCAAGGCUGUCCCAGUCACUGCUUCUUCGACCGCAAAGAAAUCGCAGCCGGAGCUACUCAAUCCCUCCCGUCCGGGUCAGAUGCAAGGUGCGGAAACAACCGGCUCAGAAGCGGACAUUGAAGACGCGGCUCUCGACCCUGCUCCUGGCGAGGACUUUGAUCCCGACAUGGAAGCCUCGCCUCUGGCCAAGAAGUUUGGCAAGAUCAAAUUCGGUGACUACCGGGCCUCUCUUGACUUCCUCGGCUCCAACCCCCAGGUCCUCGCUGAGAAAGAGACUGAUGGUCUACUGGUCGAAGCUUUCAACGCUCAGUCAAGCGCGAAGAACAGGAAAGAUGAGGAGUAUGCUCGGCAAUGUGUGCAUCAAGCGUUGUUGUUGCAGUACUGUCGUCAGCUCGGCCGGGAUGGAGUUGGACUGUUCUUCAAGCGGAUCCAGACGCAGAACCAUCAAGCACGGAAACUCUUCCUGGAUGAUGUGAACACCACAUAUGCUCGGAUCAAAGAGCGAACUGCGGAGCUGGCCAAGAUCAAGGACGAUGAGGGCGAGAAAGAGCAGAUCCAACUACAUGCCGUCGAUCCGGGGACUAGCAUCAACAUUGUCACCCCACCGCCACUCGAUCAGUGCCAGACAGACGAUGAGAGGGCGUCGAGACAGAUCUUUGACACCUUCCCGCCGGGCCUGCAGCGUGCGUUGCAAUCUGGCUCGCUGGACAAGGUGAAUGAAGUAUUGGGGAAGAUGUCGGUGGACGAAGCGGAGCAAGUGGUGGAGCAGCUCGGGAAUGGAGGCAUGCUGAGCUUAGAGCAAGGGGUCAUUGAUGCUACUACCGACGAGGGAAAGAAGCAAAUGGAGGAGAUUGAGCGGACGCGCAAGAUGCCUGGGCAGUCGAAUGUGGAGACUGUGCAAGAGGUCGAGGAGAUGGAUUAA